CACACCCUCGCACCUAACACCUGCAACCACCACACACCUCAUACAGCACAUAAUGGCCGCUCCUCAAAACUUCGACCCGAACAAGGCCCAGAAUAUGGCAGAGACGUACUGGAAUCUUAUUGAGAAAGUCAAUCCACGAGACCUGAAGCUCACAAAGCAGGACGACGAGAUCUUCGAGCACUUCAAGAACGACUUCCCAGAGCUCUUCGUGGAACCGUAUGACAAAAUACAGACCCUCGACGAAAGCCUGAUGAAGAGCAAGGAUGGCAAGGAACGAUGGCGGAAGUUCAUUGAAUCCUACAAAGACACGAUCAAGGAUUACAAUUUUGGCUCCUUGAUUCGUACAAACGCACAUGGCGAGUACUCCGAGACCAACACCAUCUUCAGCACACGACCUCGCCGAAACGGACGCCGAGGAGGAACGUCUGAAAGCGGAACGUGCAAAGGAGAAGGGCAAGAAGAAGGCUAUUGGCAAUGGCAAAUCAUAACCAGCCAUGUUAUCAUCGUGAAAUCUUAGCAGAUUAUACACGCUUAGCCGACUUGCGACUUUCAUACGUUGUUAGACAGGACCUGUUGGACUAGCCAGGACGAAUAAUCAUGAAUGACAUUA
Phanerochaete carnosa HHB-10118-sp is the source of this 610-nucleotide messenger RNA. RefSeq lists its product as uncharacterized. The coding region runs from base 53 to 517 and encodes 154 amino acids. The record is from RefSeq and is a predicted model, not a curated record. Gene Ontology annotation, cellular component: cytoplasm. The transcript has 5 exons. NCBI's taxonomy places the organism in Eukaryota, Fungi, Basidiomycota, Agaricomycetes, Polyporales, Phanerochaetaceae.